UAGACUUUGUACAAAGAGGUAUAAGGGCACCUUUGAUAAGUUAAAUCCAAAGUAAGUCAAAUCAUUUUGACUUUAUUUAGUUAUAUGAGAGGAUUUAUAUAUGAAGAAAUUGAUAUUUUACAGGAGUACAAUGUAGAAGAUACUUAAGGCUUAUAGUUAUGCAUAAUUAUAGAGUUCAUCAAUGUUUAAAAUCUAAAAUAACUGUGAAAGAAAUUGAGACAUUUUUAUCGACUUUACAAUGUAAAAAGAUCUACUAACAAAAAGACAAAAUGGCUACAGGUGGACAAAUUGAUACAGAUAUUCUUUCGGAUGAAAUAUUUGACGUAUUAUGUUCAAUGUGUAGAAAUGAAGGCAGAAACACUGAAGGUGAAAAAUACUGUGUUGACUGUCACGAUUAUUUCUGUGUAAGUUGUGUCAAAGUUCACAGUAAAGUGCCUGUAUUAGCUGGUCACAAGUUAUUGGAUAAAUCGCAAGUUAAAUCAGGAACCAGUAAAGCUAUGCCGAGGGCACCAACAGAGAGAUGUGACAGACACAGUCAUAAACACAUUGAUAUGUACUGUCAGAACCAUGAUAAUGUUGGCUGUUCUACAUGUAUGGCAGUUGAUCACAGAUUAUGUAAGGAUACAUUCUACAUACCAGAAUUUAUCCAAAACAAUACUUACCAAGUUGAAUCGAGAGACAUUCAAACUCAUCUCAAGGAAAUAGCCAAGACCCUUGAAAAGCAAGCUAAUACAUUUAAACAGGAUAAACAAAGGCUGUUAAAGAGGAAAGCAGAACUACUCGCUGAUAUCAGAAAAUUCCGACAAGAAAUCAAUGGCCAACUUGACAAGCUGGAGAGAAGUUCUAUUGAUGAGAUAGAAAGUAAAGUUAAAUGUCUUGAAGACAAAAUCGCAGACGGUUUAAAACAGCUUCAAGCAAAUAAGUCCAGGAUUAGAUUAGCUAAUGAUAAGUUAGCAUCUACAAACACAAAUCAUUCUGAAGUGUUUGUUUAUGUGAAGAUGGGAGAAGAUGCUGCAAAUAUUGCCAACAAAUAUAUGAAGUAUGCCAAAACAAAAUGUAAAGUAGGAGACAUAGAGUUUCAACCUGACAGAACGAUUGUUACACAGUUAGAACAAAAGAAGACCCUAGGUACACUAUCAGAGAAGACUGCUGACAAUUUAUUUCAGAUUAAGGGAAAUCUAUCCUAUAAUGUAAAAGUCAUGUCAGAUAAAAAAGAUUGUUAUAUCAACAGUGCCUGUUUUAUGGAAGAUGGUACAAUAAUUCUAGCUGAUCACGACAAGCUUAAACGUUUACACAGUUAUAACUAUUCUGUCACAGGCUACUGUGAUCUACCUGGAGAGUCAUGGCAAGUGUGUCUGAUCAAUAACACACAAGUAGCAGUAACUAUUUCAUCAGAAAAGAAAGUUCAUUUCAUUUCUCUAGAAAGAAAAAUGAAAACAACAAACAUGAUUACUACUGAUUUUAGAUGUUAUGGCCUUGCAUACUCAAACAAUAAUUUAUAUAUUUCAGACCAAGACAAAUCAGUUUAUAUGUAUACAUUGUCAGGGAGGAAACUUAAUCAGUUCAGUAAUGAUUCAUCAGGACAUAAUUUGUUCUUUGGUGUAAGAAGUUUAGCUGUCAGUAAGGAUGCUACAAGGAUUUAUGUUGCUGAUUUCUAUAUUGGACUGAUAGUACUGGACAACAAUGGUCAGGUUAUUAGAUCAUUUAAUGACAAACAAAUAGAGGGGGCUGGAUGCUGUUAUCUCACUGAAACAGGUAGUGUGCUGGUAUCUGGAUUUGACUCAAAUAGUGUUUUACAGUUUACAUGUGAUGGUGAGCUAAUAGGACCGGUUAUAAAAGCUGAUAGAAGAAAACACAAUAUUAGUUCAGUCUGGUGUAAUCAACAAAUGACGAAGAUGUGUCUAAGUGGAUAUUCAGAUGACAACAUUCAAGUGUAUGACAUCUAAUCAGUUAAACAAACUAGAGCUAUCACUAACUAUGAUUAAUGCCCCAGCAAGACUGCUUCUGAAAUGGGGAAGUCACUAGUUACAGAAUACCUUAGAGCUAUGGUUGUGGGCAAUUAAAAUGUAUGCAAAGAGUAUAACAUGUUUCAUUUAUUAUAGGUGAUAAUUUCUUUUGGAAUUGCCAUUUUUUAAUUUUUUAAAUGUUUUUUGUUAUAUUAUAAGAAAAGCUACUAAAUUGUUUGAACAAUAUGAAAUAAGUCAUAUCAUGUGAGUAUUUGGAGACUUAGUAAGUUCAAUAAAUUAAGAAAUAAACAAAUGAUAAUUUUUUAUUUAUUACAAAAAAAUGGUAUACAGUGAAAAAG
Ruditapes philippinarum (Manila clam) is the source of this 2305-nucleotide messenger RNA. RefSeq lists its product as uncharacterized. Gene Ontology annotation, cellular component: nucleoplasm; chromatin. The coding region runs from base 270 to 1946 and encodes 558 amino acids. The transcript has 2 exons. The record is from RefSeq and is a predicted model, not a curated record. Gene Ontology annotation, biological process: positive regulation of DNA-templated transcription. NCBI's taxonomy places the organism in Eukaryota, Metazoa, Mollusca, Bivalvia, Venerida, Veneridae. Gene Ontology annotation, molecular function: ubiquitin-protein transferase activity; zinc ion binding.